This is a messenger RNA of Vespa crabro (European hornet), 3160 nucleotides long. It is a transcript of the gene Psf3, whose product is annotated as DNA replication complex GINS protein PSF3. The transcript is spliced from 4 exons. Gene Ontology annotation, cellular component: GINS complex. Lineage: Eukaryota; Metazoa; Arthropoda; Insecta; Hymenoptera; Vespidae. The coding region runs from base 130 to 738 and encodes 202 amino acids. The record is from RefSeq and is a predicted model, not a curated record. Gene Ontology annotation, biological process: mitotic DNA replication initiation.
UUGUAUUUUGGUUUUGAUCAACGUAGUGUCAGAUACAUCAAAGGCGGGAAAUGAUCGUCGUCAGUGUUUAUUUUAUUCGAUGGAUUCAUUUGUCUCGUCUCUUUUAUAUUUCGUGUGUUUUUAUUAAAAAUGUCGUUAUGCUGUAGUUACGUUCCAGAUUAUUUUUCUAUAAACGAUAUUUUAGCAACGGAAGAACGUAUAUUAUGUACGAUUGACGUGACACUUCCUGGUUUAGGAUUUUUAGAUAUUUCUAAUAAUUCGGAUGAUUUAAAACAAGGAACAAAACUAGAAUUUCCUAUUUGGUUAACUCAUCCACUUAAUAUAAUACAAGGAUCACUCAUCAACAUAGAAUUACCAAAAGUAUAUAAAGAUAGUUAUAGAGAAAUUCUUCAAGCAGAUGCAUGCGCAGUAUCACUGAGCAAAUGGAAUCCUCAUUUUUAUGAAGUAGGAAUGUAUUUAAGAACCUUUAAUAUUCGGGAAAGUGAAAAAUUAACAGAGAAUUUGUUAGAGACCUUCAAAUGUCGAUUCAGAUUAAUCAUGGAUUGGGCACAGAAUCCUAUUUCAGAUCUGACAUUGGGUAGUCAGCUUCCUAGAUUAGAAAAAGAUUUGUUCUUAAUUAGUAGGAAAGCAAAGGUACAAUUAAACGAAUGGUUAAAAAAAGGUACUGGUAUUAUAGAAACAUCAGAAGUAGCUGCAAAUCUUAAGAAACGUAAACGUACUGAUUAUGAGUUAAAUUAAUUCUAACUAUUUAAAUAUAUAUAAUAUACAUAUAAUUGAUAGCCAAUAGAUUAUUAGCAAACAUAAUUGCAUGCAUAUUGCAUGUAUAAGGAUUUUAUUUUAGUAAAAUUAGAAGGAGACUAUUUUUUUUAAUAUCUUAUUAAUACUAGGAAAAUCAUUUAUUAAUAUUUUUAUAUUGAGAUUAUACAAUAACAGAUAUAUACAUAUCAAAAGAUACAUUAAAUCAGAAAGUGAAAAAUGAAAUAUUUGAAAAUUUGACGAAACAAAGAAUGUUCAAUAAUUUUUUUUAUUAUUUAGACAGGGAAUAGUGUAUAGUUCUAUUAUAUAGGAUUGAGAAGAAAUGAGGAGGCUGCUUAAUUUAAAAAUCACAUAUCCCUUUAUUUAAAGAUACAAAUGCUUAUAGUUAUUAAAUAACAAAUAAAAAUUUUAUUUACAUUUCUUGUACGAAAUCAGUCAACCAUUGAACUGUCAACAAUAUUGAAAAGACUCAGGCAAUGGAAAAUGGUAACGUCUAGUUCACAACCCAUAGCUAAGUAAUGUUAAUAUAUACCUUAAUCAUAUAUAAUAAAAUAUAUGAUUUAUAUUGAGUCAUAAAAUAACUUGCGUACCAUAUGGACAUACAUUUGUCAGACACAAUGAACAAAGCAUUUUUUAAUUCUAUAUUUGAAUCAUUAUGUCUUACAAAAGUCAACGUUCGUAAAAUCUUUUCGUACAAAAAUACAAAAUUUACUUAAUUUACUAUAGCAAUCUAAAACUAAUGGAUUUAUGUUUAUGAUUUAGGAGUACACGUUUCUAUAUUUUAUACGUUCAAGAAAUUAACAAUGUAGCAAUUGAAACACUUUCUAUACAAAAUGGACUAUGCGUUUUACAAAAUAAACUUAUAUGAUAUGAUAUUCUAUGGCAGUGGCGCGCAAACUAUGCAUUAAUGAAAUUUUCAUGAAUAUUACGUAUAAUAGCAAUAGUAAACUAAUUUUUUUUUUUUUUUUUUUUUUUUUUUUUUUUUUUUUUUUUUUUUUUUUUUUUUUUUUUAACCUUUAACAUACAAAUAAAAAUUAUACUAUCACUAUUCUUACAUAAACUAAUAUAAAAUGAAAUAAAUCAUAGUGAUGUCGCAAGUAUGAAUAAUUUGCGUACCACUGUACUAUGGCAUUGGAAAAAAAAAAAGUUAUCCCUCGUAUGAAUAUUUAAAUAACUGUACAAAAUCGAAAACAACAAGGAUAUUGUUUCGUAUAAUGUUUUAAUAUAGAAAUAUCACAUUGUAAUGUAGUAUUCAGAAUAUUAUUCCUCAUAUUUUUACUUUAUGGGAUUUUAUAACUUUAUCUGACAAACGCCUGCAUUUGAUGAAUCAUAUCUCUAUCGUAUAAUAAUGGAUUUAUUAAUUAUAUAAUUACUAUAGAUGAUAUAUAUAUAUACUAUUGCUUUCUAUCCGGCCAUUAUGUCAACAUAGACAUUAUUUUAAAAAUCACCUUAGAAAAACGCAUUGAUUUUCUUCAUAAAAUAUUGAUUAUUUUCAAUGAUAUCAUCGAAGAGACCAUUGUCAAUGAGAUUAUCAAUAUAUUUAUGAUCCGUCCAACAGUGCUACUAAUAUAAAUUGCAUUGUAAUGGCUUGUAUUGUAUUCAUUUUCAAAGAUAAAAACAUUUUGUUUAUAUCCUUUUAAUAUUUUUACUUAAUUUAUUUGACGUUUGUUUAAAUCUAACUUAAUCUAUCCUUAAUAUCGCUAAGUUUGGAAUGUGAUUUAUUUAAAUCAAUGAUUAUCAAGACUAACACGAGGUACAUGUUCUUAUAUAUAAAUAUCUCGUGAUAUUUAAAAGUUCAUUAUUAAGUGAUUUAUAAUUUAUGUGAAUUCAUAAGGAAAGAAAAAAAAAAUAGAAAAAAAAGAGAUGUAAAAUAGCAAAAAAAAAUUAAAGUAAUUAAUGAAAGAUUUCAAAUAAUUCGGCAAGCACGAAGCCAACGCAAUAUCGAAAUGAAUAUUAUUAUUUAUAUAUACAAUUCUAUUUAGUUAUAUAUGUAUCAAUUAUUUAGUUAUAUAUGAAUCAAUUAUUUUAUUCCAAGACUUUAAGUUUGUAGUUAGUCUUGUAGUUUUAACAAGUUAUGCUUGUGAUUCAAAAAUUUGAAAAAAAGAAAAAAAAAAAAGAAAAAAGAUUAGCUUACAAAAUCUCAAGAGAAAAUUAUUGAUUUUGAAAAUCACCACUGGCACUUUUUUUUGGAGCUAUAUAUAUAUAUAUAAAACCUUGAAGAAUCUUCUCUUACAUCUUAAACGACAUAAUUAAAUAAUUCUAUCAUAUCUUGACAUUUUUUAAUUUACAUACAUUGCUCGUAAGCUCAAAUGUCGGUUUUCAAUUCUCCCCGACUUUUCACCAAAAGGAAGAAAAAGAGAAAGAGAGAGAGAGAGAGAGAGAGAGAGAGAGAGAGAGAGAGAGA